CCUCAAUCUCGAUCCUCGACUUGCAAAAGGUCGCUCACUCACAUCCCAUCAUCAUCAACCAUGCCGCAGGAGCUCGUCACACCGGACGAGUUCCUCACGCGCCUCACGGCGACGUUUGCCGGGCCGUCCAAGAGCUCGGUCUGGCUCACGCACAAGCGAUACACGCACGAUGGCGAGGACGCGGCGAUGGCGGACGCCGAGGCAGAGUACGAUGUGUUGGUGCGGUGCACGCAGGGCGAGACCAAGUUCUCGGCGAGGAUCCCUGCCAUCACCCUCCCCACCUUCCACGCAGCGUACGGCGCACUUCUCAAGCAGUCGAUGGCUCCACACAUGCGCAAGCGCGACAAGAAGAGGGAGCGCGCGCGUGCCGAAGCCGCCGAGAAGCGCCGCAAGGAGCUCUACGUCGACGUCGCCAUCGGUUCCGAGGGCAAGCGCGGGGCGGGGCGGCGCAAGCGGCAGCGCAAGCUGGCGGCGCAGAAGAAGAAGGAGGCCGAGCGCGAGCGCAUCGAGCUGCGCGAUGCGGCACGGGCGGCCGCGGCCAAGGACGAGUAGCACGAGUGGGGCGAGUGUUAGUCGCGCGAGUCGCGUCAGAUUGUAACCAUGGCAUCGUAUUGAUAUUGCAGUGGCAUCAAACAGGUCUUGUCGAG
Molecule: messenger RNA, 647 nt
Organism: Cutaneotrichosporon oleaginosum
Lineage: Eukaryota; Fungi; Basidiomycota; Tremellomycetes; Trichosporonales; Trichosporonaceae
Biological process (GO): SRP-dependent cotranslational protein targeting to membrane
Cellular component (GO): signal recognition particle, endoplasmic reticulum targeting
Molecular function (GO): endoplasmic reticulum signal sequence receptor activity; 7S RNA binding
Source: RefSeq, a predicted model, not a curated record